AAUAGCAUGAGUCGGAAGUAGUGCGGAUAACGACUUGAGUUAUUAUGUUGGUGUUUUUCGUUUUCGUCGUAUAAUACGGAAGAUAUAGAUGUUUUAUAAUGGUCAUACUGGUUAUGAUGGUAAAUAUGGAGAUCUACGAUCCUUUAUUUUGUGAAGACAGAUUUCCCUGAUUCAUCUGGAUAUUGAAGGAAAUAUGUGUCGUUGUUUUUUCGGAGAUGUUUGCGUUUUUCUGAAGUGAAAAUCCAAUGACUGUGUUUGUACUUCCGUAUAUUGCCAAUUUAAUUCAAGGGUGUUAUUUAUUGUAUUUAAAUAAUAAAAAACAUUUUGCUUUUGUUGUUAUCAACAGUUUAAACGCAGCGAUUGAGAUAUAUAGUGGAGGUCAGUGGAGACACGUUAGUGUUUUUUUUUUUAUGAAAGUGCGUUCAGAAACGUUAUAGCUUAAUUCGGAAAUUAAGGUUUGUUUCUGAUAUGCAAGAAUACCAACGGUCAUCAUGAAUAGGCGAUUCAAAUCGCCCCUGCUUCUGGCAUUCGUCGCUGCCUAUGUCAUAGCUGGCAGCUUCAUCGGUGUCGCGUCCCAGUUAAGCUCCGAAGAUUGUCCUUUGCUCUGCGAUUGCAAUCUUCUCAAUAACAACCUUGUCAACGUAACCUGCGUAGAGUUUCCAAAGAGGUUUCCUGAUUACACACGUAAUCUUCGCUUUGAGAACACAUCCAUUGAUAUCAUAAGCAUCAACUCGUUUCUAAGACUGAAGCAUUUAUAUUCCAUAAACUUCUCCAAUAUUACCAUUGGGACCAUUCAGGCCUGCUCCUUUGCGGAACUCGGUAACCUUACGGCGAUCGUGUUCCAAGGCUGCAAAAUUAAUCUCCUCCAGGGUAAUGCGUUUUCGAAUCUCUUCAAUAUCUCGAGGAUAAAAUUCAGCCAUUCCAGCAUCAACGAAAUCAGCUCGCACGCGUUCCAAAACCUUUCGUACAUCGAUGACAUUAUUUUCGAAAAUACACAAAUUGUCACCAUUCAUCCGUUCGCCUUUAGGAUGAUCAGUCACGUGCAGCAUCUUCAUAUCUCCCAUAGCAACAUAACCACACUUCUCAAAAGCGGCUUCGUGGUAAUUGAUCACGUCAUGAAUGUCUCUAUAGUCGGGAAUCAUUUCGAAGCAGUUUACUGCGACAACAUUGAUUUCCUCUUGGAAAAUGUCACCUUUCCUCUGGUCAGAAACAACACCUUCAAUUGCACGUGCUUUCUGACGUGGCUGUGGACGAGCACGGGAAAUAGGACGACCGUGAUGCGAUCCACCCCUGAACUUGGAAACACGUGCGUUGAGAAGGGAAACCUCGCCAACGUCCGUAUCGAUAGCGUCUGCCCGGACGCAUCCCAGAGGAACAAGAGCUGCACCCCGUUGCUCCCUUCGCCACCACACGUCUGUUCCAGCAACGACGACAGUCUCAGGCCACUUACGCAGCUUCCGUAUCCGACAUCCACCAAAUUGACACCGACCAACUCGGCGUCAGCGCUGAUAGAUUCGUUGGCUUGUUUGCUGUUUGUUGCGGCGGGCGCGUUGUUUGUCAUUUUGACGGUUUGAGUUGAACGCGUGGAUGUUUCAUAUAUACUCGUUUUCGAACGGAAAUGUGGAUGGUGUCCGAACUUAUUAAAAUUGCGAUUUUUGAAGACAUUCGCAAACGCGGUGUAUUAAUUACAUGAAUUAAAUCGACCUUAAAAGAAACUUUCAACUUUUAGUAAAGUGCUGCCUGUUGCUAUUUUUAAGAUUUUAAAUUUUCUAUUUAAAUGAUUUAAGUUUUACUGAAAACGGAAAAGUCGAAAUCUCGUAAUACACUUGCCAAAAAGUGUACCAUUUAGUGAAAGUAUGCGCUUUUUUAUUAUUGUUUUAAAGCAACAGAGGAGGUAAUCACUUGACACACAAGAUGACGACGUCCAUGCCGAGACAGGUAUUUUUCGCCGUUUUAUACCCUUUAUUUCUUCUAUUAAUUGUUUAAAUGCCGCUCACUUUCCAGCAAUAUCGGCAAGAUAAUCAUUAGAGUUAAUAUCGAAUUAAUAUUCGCUCUUUAUGUCGACUUUCUCGCUGCGAAAUUUCUUAGUGGGUCACAAAAUUACAGCUCCCGCUAUGACAAUUCGCAGCGAGAAAAGUCAAUAUAAAGAGCGAAUAUUAAUACGAAAUAAAAAACUUAUCACUUUCUUGCUGCUAUGGCUGGAAAGUGAGCGGCAUGUAAACAAUUAAUACAAGUAAUAAAGGGGUAUAAACCGGCAAAAAAUACCUGUCUCGGCAUAAAGGUUGCCAUCUUGUAUGUCACGUGGUUACCUCCUUUGAGAAAAAGACCCUUUGUAAUAUAGUGCGGUGUGAUAAUUAACUUGGCAUGAACAUUGUAAAUUAGCAUAUUAGCCCUUGCAAAAACUGCAGCUGCAUUGUUUCCAGAACGUAUAAAAACCUGGUAAAAUUUUAUCUGAAUGAUGAACAUUGACUGUGGGGAUUUUGAAAUGACUCUGGGGUUUUAACCCAUUUAUGCCUAGUGGACUCUCCCAUCCUUCUAAAUUGGACCAAUUUAUUUCCAAAAUUAGGGAUUUCUAGUAUAUUUAGUUCUAUAUUUAGAAUAUUUCUGAAAGAAAUUCCUUUAAGCAAACAGCGCAGACCCUGAUGAUACGCCGCAUCACGCGGCGUCUCAUCUGGGUCUACGCUGUUUGCCAAGGGCUUUUUUCUAGACGCUUGGCAUAAUUGGGUUAGGCUUGAAACCUUCGCCUAAAUAAUUAUGCAUUACGUUUAAUAGAAUGUUUAGUUUACUGCUUGAUUUAAUUCAUUUUUCUCUAACACCGAAGUGUGUGAACAGACGACUUUUCAUAGAAAUUUAAAGACGUUCAGAGUGUGCCAAACGCAUUAGGAGAUGUUUAUUUAAAGAUAUGAAUUUUGAGAACUUGUUGUUAUGUAUUUAAAUAUUUACAUAAAAUAGAAGAAAGUCAUUUA
Messenger RNA from Dreissena polymorpha, 2966 nucleotides. Its product is annotated as slit homolog 1 protein-like. The record is from RefSeq and is a predicted model, not a curated record. NCBI's taxonomy places the organism in Eukaryota, Metazoa, Mollusca, Bivalvia, Myida, Dreissenidae. The transcript is spliced from 3 exons. The coding region runs from base 492 to 1574 and encodes 360 amino acids. Gene Ontology annotation, cellular component: plasma membrane.